UCUUAAAUAUCCCUUUCAGUAAGCACCGCUUUUAUUCAGACUGGAGUUUUAUAUUUUUAAAAAUUAAACCAAGUUUUAGCCAAAUCUUUAGACAGUGUAUAAAAGUAGCAACUCGAUUUUAGCAAUAUGUCGCAAUCGUACGUUUUCGAUGUGAUUCUGGUGAACUCCAGUUUACCAGUUCCCCGCAAGUCGGCAAGUUUUAGUGUAGGCUCAAGGCCCAUCUAUUCGGUGCGGUUGUUCGAGGACUUUGAGGAGUUGUCCAUGGAGCGCAUGAUGGUGGACCAGUUUCCGGCGGAUGCUCUAGGUGGCUUUACGGCCAGUCCGUGUGAGCUGAUUGGCUCACUGACCUCCAGGGGCGUGGGCGUAACCCUGAAGGAUAACGAUGAGCUCGUAGGAUCGGGCAGUGCCAUGCUGGACUCGCCCAUCCUGCGCCAGCUGACGGAUCCCACCUUUUCGGUAACCGAGAAGCUGCUGGUGGAGCUGACCAAGGGCAAGAGCAGGGUGGGCGAGGUGGAGCUGCUCUUGAAGAUUAGCGCUGCUGCAGAUAUUAAUCACGGCCUAAUUCCCUUUGGCUGCUAUGAUGUUUGCAAGCCUGUGGAUAAUUCGAUAAACAAGCGGGACAUCAUCUUCACCCUGGGAAGGUCUGGCAAGUGUCCCACCAAUAGUUGCAUCACCGAUGAGCGUCUGAUGUCGCAUGCCGGGGCACCCUUCCAGUGUCCCCAUGCGGCAGGUGGGGAUCAGGAGGAGGGAAAGGACCACAGGGGAGGUGCCACCAUGGGUUGUGGCUGCUUCCUGAGGGGAAUGCAGCAGCAGCAUCUUAACCAGGAUGAGAAAACGGAGAAAAAGCGGGAAAGGACUGCUCUGAAAAAGCUUAUCGACGAACUGGGUUUGGAUCAAGUCAAAGUCCCGAAGCCACCAAAGUCACAUGACAAGUCCCGUCGCUGGCAUUGCAAGUGCAGGUCAAACCAGGUCGCCACGGACACCUCCUCCUCCUCCACCUCCUCCUCCACUUCCUCCUGCGAUGUCAAUGAGUUCGAGGGGGAAAGGCCUCCUAGGAAGAGAAAGGCCCUAUCCUUGACUGCCUCCCGGGAGCAGGCAGCUCGUCGAAGAUUGAUGGGCCUGUGCCCCCUAAAAGAGCCCGAUCUCAAGCAGCAGUCCUACAAGCCGCCUAAUCUCUGCCAGCUCUGCCGCUCGGACAUCAGCUGGCUGCCCAAGAUCUCCGCCUGUCCCUACUGUGGCUACAAAACCUUCGAGGAUUUGCAGCCCAGCGAGGAGCCCUACGAUCUUACGGCCACAGCUCAGCAACUCCUGAGGGAUUCCCUGCGCCGCGAGCCCUGCGAACUGGGCUCCUCCAAAUCCUCGCCGGAUGAUGAGGCCAUGGGCGAUAGGCUGAGGAGGUCCCAAGAUGAUCCCAAUGUGGCCAAGGAAUGCGGCUGCCUGGGUGGGAAGCCCUGCACUCGAUGUCGCAUUCGCAAACUCUGCGAAAACUUCUUCAAGGAAACCGAAUGCCAGAUAAAGCCCGUUACCCUGCCGCAGGCUCAACCGGAAGCGACUACCAAAUCCUUGCCGGAAAUCAGGAACCCUGUCGAAAAGACCAACUCGGACACCUCGCAGCGGCGCACUCAACUGAUCUCCAUCUUCACGGAGAUGCGGAAUAUGUAUGGCCAGAAGAAGGGCGCCGUCGAGGCGGAUGCGGUGGCCCAGGAGCUCAGGAGGGAGUGCGACGCCGCCUGCCGGAAGAGCAAGUCGGCCAAGGCCCGACGGAAGGCCAGGAGAUCGCUGAAGAAGGCCCUGGACGAGAUCGACCGCGCCUAUCCCAAGCCACCGAAAAUCAGGGUCAAGAGGAAGCCCAUCGACCGCAAGAAAUCCCGAUGCUACACCUUCCUGAAGUCGCGGAAGGAGCCCAAGGACUCGCGCAUCGGCCACGUGGACUGCAUCUCGGACAGCAGGCACACGGGCUACUGCAAGAUUCCCUGCCACAUGGGCUGGAUGUGGACCAAGAGCGAGAUGGCUCGCCACAAGUCCUGGCGACCCGGCGCCAUUUCGCGGCCCAUCCGCCAGCUGAUGGCCUACUUCCUGAAGGACUUUCCGGCCGACAAUGUCUGCCUGUCGCGCUACCACCACCGUCGCAGGAAAUGCCCCAGGAAUCGGGACGACGACGACGACGAGGAGGAGGAGCCACUGGUGCAGCAUCCCACGCUGCACAUAGUUCGCCAGGGGGAUGAGUACAUCAUCACACUGCGUCCGCUGAAGGAUCCCCGCUCGCUGGCCUCCAGCGCCAAUCCCUAUGCCCCGAUGAAGCCCGUGGUCUUCCGCAUCACCAAGGAUCCCCUGGCCGCGGGACUGCGUCAGAUGAGGGUGGCCCUGCAGGACAAGGGAUUCGCCCCCUGCACCUGCCAUCGCCCGGUGGCCAGCUGCUUCUGCCGCAGUCACAACGACAAGAAGCGGAUGCAGUACGAGGUGGCCAACGAGUGUCGUCAACGUGGCUGGCCGGACAACUCGGACACCUUCGUCUACUCCCCAAAUAGCGACGAUGACGAUGACAGCGAUCGGGAGUACGAGUUCGGGGUCACGCCCCCGGCGGGCGUUAUCAAGCCCGAUCGCAGGCGGCAGCCGGACAGGGCGCAUGUGGAGACCCAGUAUGUGGAGCACGACUGGGCCGCACCCACCAUGUACCCGCAUCCGGCCAACAUGGCCGUCCAGUACGGCGGAUGUGUGAUGGGCGAGCGCAAGAAGAAGUUCCCCUGGCUGUACGGCAAGGGCAAUAUCCACGCCGAUCCGCCGAAGCCCCGCAUGCGGAAUCCCCCGAAGAAGAAGCCGCGCAAACAGCUUCCGUUCCGAAACGCCGGCGGCUUCGAUGACCCCCGCCGCUUCGACCCCACCCUCAACCGACCUUGGCACAGGUCCAACUCCCCAUAUUAACUCAAGUCUGAAAAUAAUAAUUAUGAUUUUAGCUCUGCAAAUAAAGGCAGUAGUUUAAUUAAAGGUUUCAAAUAAAUGUAUAAAUGUAA
Messenger RNA from Drosophila takahashii, 3011 nucleotides. RefSeq lists its product as uncharacterized. The record is from RefSeq and is a predicted model, not a curated record. Lineage: Eukaryota; Metazoa; Arthropoda; Insecta; Diptera; Drosophilidae.